Molecule: messenger RNA, 937 nt
Organism: Vigna unguiculata (cowpea)
Lineage: Eukaryota; Viridiplantae; Streptophyta; Magnoliopsida; Fabales; Fabaceae
Product: nascent polypeptide-associated complex subunit alpha-like protein 1
Cellular component (GO): nascent polypeptide-associated complex
Source: RefSeq, a predicted model, not a curated record
UUUAAUUUUAAUCGGGUUACCCUAACUGGAGGUAUAUAAAGUGCUGGUGUUAGGGUUUUAGGUUAUACUUGGUCUUUUGUUGGAUCACUGUUGCAGAAAUCCUUUUUCUGACGGCAAAUCACCAUGACGGCUCAAACUCAAGAGGAGCUUCUCGCCCAACACCUCGAACAGCAAAAGAUACUCCAUGAUGAACCUGUAGUCGAGGAUGAUGACGAUGAGGAAGAUGAAGACGAUGAUGACGAAGAGGAUGAUGAUCAUGGUGAAGGACUAGAAGGUGAUGCAUCUGGUAGGUCCAAGCAAACCAGAAGUGAAAAGAAGAGUCGCAAGGCAAUGCUCAAACUUGGAAUGAAACCUGUAGGGGGUGUCAGCCGAGUGACAGUAAAGAAGAGCAAGAAUAUCCUGUUUGUUAUCUCAAAGCCAGACGUUUUCAAGAGUCCAACUUCUGAUACAUACAUUAUAUUUGGGGAAGCUAAGAUUGAAGACUUGAGCUCACAGCUACAGACUCAGGCAGCAGAGCAAUUCAAGGCUCCUAAUGUAAGCAAUGUAGGAUUGAAGCCUGAAUCCUCUGCUAUAGCUCAAGAUGAUGAGGAAGUGGAUGAGGCUGGUGUAGAUCCCAAGGAUAUAGAGCUGGUGAUGACUCAAGCUGGUGUGUCAAGACCUAAAGCUGUUAAAGCACUCAAGGCAGCCGGUGGUGACAUUGUUGCUGCCAUUAUGGAGCUAACUAAUUAAUGGUUUGGUAUGUUUUGAAUUUGGAAUGUGUAGCUAUUUUUCUUUGUUCAUCGAAAUUUUUGCUCUCCUUGAAUUUGAAAUACUGGUUUGUCAAUUAUCUUUGUAAUUGUCGGUUUAAGGAAAAGACUCUGGACUCAUUUGCGACUAGUGCAUGUUCAAUGCCAAGAAUGACACUCAUAAUUAUCAGUUAUAUAGAUACUUCCCGUUA